AUGAACACUCUUCAGAUCGUCGAUGUUCGAUUCCAUGACAAGUCCUCCGAUGUUGCCAGUGACAUCCAGUCGCAGGUUAUCAGAGGAUUAAUGGCUGCUACGAAUGAGAAGACCUUGCCCACCCUGAUUCUAUACGACGAGCGCGGCUUGAGACUAUACGACCAUAUCACUACUAAAGCACCAGAAUAUUAUCUGUUCGGUGCGGAGGAGCAAAUUCUCCAAGACUACGCGGGCCAAAUUGUGGAUGUCAUGCACCAGCAUACUGGAGGUAUUGUUUCAGAAGAGGUCGUACUUGAGCUCGGGGCUGGCGCAUUGCGCAAGACUUCCCACAUUUUACAUGCGCUCACCAAUCUCAUCCCUGUCGUCCCACCUAUUUUACCCAUAACAUACUACGCGCUUGAUCUUGAAGAACGUGAGCUCAAGCGCACUUUGAUGGAACUUCACGAGUCUGCAGUUGGUUCUAUGCUUGUUGGCAAGAUAAAGGCGCAAGGCAUGCUUGGAACAUACGAUGAUGGACUCAAAUUCAUAGAAGAAGGUGGUCUUCAACAACCUAGGAUUGCAGACGACGCUUUGCCACUCUCGUUAGGGUUUUACAAGCUCGACAGCACUCGCCGGGACUUCUCCCUGGCCUCGACAGGAUCUUCUUUCCCUGAUUCGUCUGACACUGAGAUAACAUCUCCGUCUACACCAGGAAAUAUCCAGACCCCCUUACAUUUGCUCUUCCUCGGCUCCUCGUUAGGCAACUUCAAACGUGGAGAAGACGCCAAGUUUCUGCGGGCGUUGCCAUUGGAGCCCGGCAGGGAUACCCUUCUUCUUGGCUUGGACCAUGAUAAUGGUCGCAAGGAGAUUGAACUAGCAUACAACGACCCUCAAGGUUACACUCGAGAUUUUAUUUUGAAUGGGUUGAAGACCGCUGGGAGGGCACUCGGAGACGAGUCUAUGUUCGCGGAACAAAAUUGGGAAUAUGUGAACACCUACAACGAAUCCAAACGUUGUCAUGAAGCGUACUAUAGGUGCACUCGUACGCAUGACAUUAACCCCCCGAUGGCGCCCAGGCCGAUUCAAUUUUUGGAAGACGAACUUGUCAAUAUGGAAAUAUCGCACAAAUAUUCGGAAGCUGACAUAUACACGCUGUUCACUGAGGGCAAACUGCGGCCCAUCCAGCGAUGGACGGAUAACACGGGACGUUAUUCACUUUGGCUUUUAGAACGUCCGCCAUUCGCAUUUCCUUUACUAGACUCGCCAUCGGUGGUGCCUGACCAUACCACUAAGUUUGGUAUACCCUCGAUAGAAGACUGGAGCGACAUGUGGACUGCUUGGGACUUCGUCACGCUGCGGAUGAUACCUCCUGCAAUGCUAUUCCAGAAGCCGAUUGAUUUGAGGCACAUCUGUCUGUUCUAUCUCGGUCACAUUCCAACCUUUCUUGACAUCCACUUAUCUCGUCUUCUUGACGAACCUCAUACCGAACCUCAGGAAUUCAAGUACAUUUUCGAGAGAGGCAUCGACCCCAAUGUUGACGACCCAACCCAAUGCAACCAUCCUCAUUCAGUGGUUCCCACAAAGGAUGACGAUUGGCCAUCACUCCGUAGUAUUCUGGCCUUCAGGAAUCGUGUCAGGGAGCGCCUUAGGAAGGUUUAUAGCGAUAUUGCUGGGGGCAAGAUCUCCUUGACUAGGAAGGUGGCUCGCGUCCUGUUCAUGACGUUCGAGCAUGAAGGUUUGCAUAUCGAGACGCUCUUGUAUAUGCUAGUUCAGUGCGCAGGGACGGGAACGAUUCCUCCACCCGACUUUUCUCCUCCCCACUGGGAGUUUCUUGCAGCGCAAUGGCAAAGGGCACCCAAACCUGCUGUGGCAACCGUUGAAAUAGGUCCUUCAACUGUCACGCUUGGCAUUAACGACAUUGAAGCAGAAGACACCGAUCCUGCGAAACGCUGCGAUGUUGCUGGUCAUAUCUUUGGGUGGGACAAUGAAAGCCCAACUAGACAGGUCGAAGUCAAAGCAUUCCGUAUUGAGUGGCGGCCCGUGACGAAUGGAGACUUUUACAAGUAUUACAAGGGUGUCGGACAAGGUAGAGUUAAGUUCCCCGCGAGCUGGGAGGAUCGUAAUGGAGAAACCUCUUCCGCGUUUAAUCUCAACACACUGCAGGUGCGAACACUAUAUGGUCCAGUUCCCAUAAAGAUCGCCUGGGACUGGCCAAUCCUUACUUGCUACGAGAAUCUUUCAGUGUAUGCGAGUGUCAAGGGCGGACGCAUCCCGACUGAACCAGAAUUGAGACUCUUCCUUCACAAAUUCUCCUCUGGGUAUGAAGAGGGCGCCAAUGUCGGAUUUAGGAACUGGCAUCCCGUCCCGGCUACUACCGGUGGAAGCAAGCACGGUGGGAAGGGACAUAAUGGAGGGGUGUGGGAGUGGACUUCCACCAUCUUUGACAAGUACGAUGGCUUUGUGGCGUCGACGUUGUAUUCCGCUGAUUUCUUCGAUGAAUCUCAUAAUGUGGUGAUUGGAGGAUCAUACGCGACAAUUCCUCGUAUUUCUGAAAGGAGGAGUGUACGCAACUGGUACCAACGGAAUUACCCCUACUGUUGGACGAGCGCAAGAAUCACUUACGAUGUGUGA
Molecule: messenger RNA, 2610 nt
Organism: Suillus discolor
Lineage: Eukaryota; Fungi; Basidiomycota; Agaricomycetes; Boletales; Suillaceae
Exons: 12
Coding region: 1-2610 (869 amino acids)
Source: RefSeq, a predicted model, not a curated record